CACGUGGAGUGGUUGGCUACAAGUGCACUUUCUACGAUUGCUGCCUCUCUCAAAUGUUCAGAGAUCAGCGCAACGAAAAAGACCAUUUCGUACUGACUUUACAAUGACUGAUGUUGAUGAUGCAGCGUUGGUUAGAAAUCUGAGUAAAAAGAAGAAGAAGAAAAAGAAGAAAGAUCAUGACGUGGUAGAGGAGAAUGUUACCAACUCCACGAGAAAACAUAAGAAAAAGAAACGAGCAGACGACAGCGAACAAGAAAAUGCUGAGGAUUCAGACAACAUAACCGACGAAUUAUAUAAAAGGAAAAAGAAGAAAAAGAAAAGCAAAGGAAAUGAUGAUGAAGAUGAGAUCGUUGUGUCUCCGGUAGUGAAGAAGAAAAAGAAGCACAAGGAAAGAGAAAUUAUAGAGACAAAUGAAGAUGCUCAUCAAAAAGAAAAUUGUGAGCUUAAAAAGAAACGAAAGAAAAGUAAAAAAUGCACGGAUUUAAAAGAAGAAUUGACUGAUAACACUGACAUUAUUGAAAGUGAAAUCCCAAAAAAGAAGAAAAAGAAAAGACGGUGCGAUGGAAGUGAUAAUAGUUCCCCCGAGUGUAAAAAGCCAAAGUCUUUGACAGAAACGAUUACUGCGCCUGACGAGGAGUCUAUCCGUGUCAAGAAGAAGAAAAAGAAAAAGAAGCAUUCUACGGAAGACAGAGAAACCUCACAGGAAGAGGACAUGUCACCAAACAAAUCGAAAAUGGACAUUACAUCUAGUGGUCGUGUUGAGGAAAAUGUAGGUAAAUCUCAAGGGACUGAACCUAUUGUUGGCCAGUGGGGUACAUCAUCUCUUGGAAAUGAUGCAAGGCAACAGAAAUUCCUGCGACUCUUAGGAGGCUUCAAGAAAACUGACAACGCCAACUCUUUGGGGACAAACAAACCCAAAGGACUUUUUGGAAGUCUGAAAAGCACACCAACUAAUAUGAGUAUGUCUUCACACGGAGGAAAUAAAGCCAUGGAUUCUAAACAGGAGAGACUUUAUCAAAUGAACAUGGAAAAGGACUAUGAGAGGGCAAUGUCAAUGAAUCUGAAUAGGGGUAUAGGUUUAGGGUUCGAGAAGCCGCCUGGUGAAGGUAAAAAGUUCUACAUUGACCCUAAAGCAUCCAAGUCGAUAAAGUUUGAUGAUUGAUACUAAAUAGCAUAUGUAUUUUUAUUGUGCUUUGUCGUUUGUAUAUUAUGCAAGACAUCCUUGUAUGUCUGUGCCAUGUGGCAAAAAGAAUUGCAGAUCCUCCUUGUUUUGUGAUUAAUUAUUGAAAUUUCAGCUGUAAAAAAAAUAAGUUUUACGAAUACAGUGUUUCUUAAACCAGUGUUUAUACCUGUUGAAUAUUACUUUUCUAAUUGUGCUAGUGAAUAAUAAUUUUUCCGAGAUUUGGCAUUAUAUUCUGAAAUGUGAGUUUUAAAGUUAUGACAUGAAAUAUUUUCUUUCACCUUUAAGCUGCAAGGUAGAUGGACAAUUAAUACGUAAUAUUUUCUUGAAAGCAUCAAACUUUCCAAUGAAGAGUUAUCUUUUAAGGGUUUCAUUAGCCUUAUUGAAGAUUAAUUGGCUAACUGUAUACUGCAACCCAAAAUCUGGUGUUAUGUAUGGAGAAGAACAAAAAUAAACACAAACAAUCCAACAAUUUUAAUCGUUAAUCUGGUACAAAACAAUCUAGUUUACAUCAAAACGAAUACAUACAUGGAGACUGGGCAAAAAUUGGUUUGCA
Molecule: messenger RNA, 1736 nt
Organism: Ylistrum balloti
Lineage: Eukaryota; Metazoa; Mollusca; Bivalvia; Pectinida; Pectinidae
Product: lysine-rich nucleolar protein 1-like
Exons: 2
Coding region: 104-1162 (352 amino acids)
Source: RefSeq, a predicted model, not a curated record